Molecule: messenger RNA, 435 nt
Organism: Fusarium musae
Lineage: Eukaryota; Fungi; Ascomycota; Sordariomycetes; Hypocreales; Nectriaceae
Exons: 1
Coding region: 1-435 (144 amino acids)
Biological process (GO): regulation of DNA-templated transcription
Molecular function (GO): DNA-binding transcription factor activity, RNA polymerase II-specific; zinc ion binding
Source: RefSeq, a predicted model, not a curated record
AUGCCUCGCCCCAAAGUACGCGCCGAAGAUCGUAGACGCGCUGUCAUAGCAUGCGUGCCUUGUCAGAAUAGCAAGAAGAGAUGUGACGGGCAGACCCCAUGCGCGAAUUGCCGCCGGCGGGACUACGUCCCCUAUUGCAUCUACGACCCCGAGGCUGCUCGACCGCGUCGCAAAGCACAACGUCGAGCGAUGAGCCGGAGUAGUGAUAUCACUGCAAGCGGUAACGAUGACUGCUCCAGUCUCGAUUACAUUGUUUGUUCUGACGUAGCAUUGUCCGUCAAUGAACGCGAUACACCUGAGCGGGUGCAGGUACCUCAGACGCCGGAGUCGACAGCGGGACAACAGACGAAUGAGACUCCCGACACAGCGUUCUCGUCUUGCAUGUCAAAUGUUGAAAGUCAAGACAAGGGUUCGGAUGGGGAGAACCGUGAGUAG